AUGACCAAGCCUGCCACGCCUCAAUUGAACGGCAACGCCGCAAACCCCACCCGCCGCACCGUGGCCCGUUUCUCCGACGCUGACCAGAGCCUCCCAAGCCGUUCCCGGCCUACGAAUGGCACCGCGGUGGACAUUGACAGCCAGGAAAGCUCCGACGGCGCAUCCUCCACGGAAUCAGAACAGGUGAACGGCGCGGGGAAACCAAAGCGACCCGGGAUGACUCGAAAGGCCUCAUCGCCCAUGGCGCCGGCUUUCAUGGUGUCGGCACCGGGCAAGGUGAUUGUCUUUGGUGAGCAUGCCGUGGUUUAUGGCAAGGCGGCGUUGGCGGCGGCCAUUUCCCUGCGGUCGUAUCUGCUAGUCACCACCCUCUCCAAGUCGCACCGCACCGUGACCCUGAAUUUUCGAGACAUUGGCCUUUCCCACACAUGGGACAUUGAUACCCUGCCUUGGGAUAUCUUCCAGAGCCCGUCCAAAAAGAAGUUUUAUUACGACCUCGUGACUUCGCUCGACCCGGAGCUCGUCGAGGCCAUCCAACCACACCUCCAAGGCGUGGCUAAGGGCCUCCCGGAGGAUCAACGCAAAACUCGCGUCAAUUCCGCCUUCUCUUUUCUCUACCUUUUCCUCUCACUGGGGUCCCCGCAAAGCCCUGGCGCCAUUUACACCCUCCGCUCUACAAUCCCCACCAGCGCCGGGCUGGGCAGCAGCGCCAGUGUCUGUGUUUGUCUGAGCGCCGCGUUGCUCCUCCAGAUCCGGACGUUGGCUGGACCGCACCCUGACCAACCCUCGGAAGAGGCUGAGACGCAGAUUGAGCGCAUUAAUCGCUGGGCGUUUGUCGGAGAGCUCUGCAUCCACGGCAACCCCAGCGGCGUGGAUAACACGGUCUCCGCGGGCGGCAAGGCCGUGAUUUACCGGCGCAGUGACUACUCGAAACCACCGACUGUUGUUUCACUCCCCACCUUCCCCGUCCUGCCUCUCCUGCUCGUCGAUACCCGCCAAUCACGGUCCACAGCCACCGAGGUCGCCAAGGUGGGCGCCCUCAAGGCAAGACACCCUGCCGUGACCCAGUCAAUUUUGGAUGCCAUCGAUCAGAUUACUGCUUCUGCGCAACAGCUCAUCGAUGCCCCAGAAUUUGACGGCAGCACAGACGAAAGUCUGGCCCACAUCGGUACCUUGAUCCGCAUCAACCACGGCUUCCUCGUGUCGCUAGGAGUCUCCCACCCGCGCUUGGAGCGCAUCCGCGAGCUUGUGGACUAUGCCGAUAUCGGCUGGACCAAGCUGACCGGCGCAGGCGGUGGCGGCUGUGCCAUCACCCUUCUCCGGCCUGAUGCCAAGCCCGAGGUGGUUCGUGAUCUAGAAAGGAAGCUCGCCAAUGAGGGCUUUAACAAGUACGAGUCUACUCUCGGCGGCGACGGCGUUGGUGUCCUCUGGCCGGCGGUCCUGCGCAACGGGUCUGACGAGGAGGGCGGCGAGGAGAUCGACCAGCAAAAAUUCGAAAAUGCCGAGGGCCCCGAGGGCAUCGAGCGUCUUGUCGGAGUUGGGCUGCAGGAGCGGCGCGAAAGCUGGAAGUUCUGGAAGCGAGUUCCGGCAUAA
Molecule: messenger RNA, 1590 nt
Organism: Penicillium alfredii
Lineage: Eukaryota; Fungi; Ascomycota; Eurotiomycetes; Eurotiales; Aspergillaceae
Gene: erg12
Product: mevalonate kinase
Exons: 1
Coding region: 1-1590 (529 amino acids)
Biological process (GO): isoprenoid biosynthetic process; ergosterol biosynthetic process
Cellular component (GO): cytoplasm
Molecular function (GO): ATP binding; mevalonate kinase activity
Source: RefSeq, a predicted model, not a curated record